ACAAAAAAGGUUCGCCGGGAUAAAAUUAUCGAUGAUGGAAUCGGCAAAAAACCCUCAAGAUCUGCUCGUGGCGUACACCAAGUGUAUUAACUUUGCAGCCAUUAAACAUCGGGACCAACGGCGGAAAGAUAAGGAAGAAACGCCGUACAUCAAUCAUCCGAUCGGUGUAGCCUACAUUCUGUCCUCGGAGGGUGGUAUCAGCGAUAGCGAUGUGCUGUCGGCCGCAAUUCUGCACGAUACCGUCGAGGAUACGGACACAACGUUUGAGGAAAUCGAGAACCACUUCGGCCCUACGGUACGAUCGCUGGUGCAGGAGGUAACGGACGAUAAGUCGCUCCCGAAGCAGGAACGGAAGCGCCUGCAGAUUGAGCAUGCACGCACCAUCAGCCACGGGGCACAGUUGGUGAAGCUGGCGGAUAAGAUCUACAAUCUGCGCGAUCUGCAACGCUGCCGGCCCAAAGAUUGGACCGAAGAGCGGUGCCAGGAGUACUUCCGGUGGGCGAAACAGGUGUGUGAUAAUCUGAAGGGUACGAAUGAACCACUAGAACGCAUUCUGGGCGAUAUAUUCCGGCAGGAAAAUGUUAUUUAG
Molecule: messenger RNA, 589 nt
Organism: Anopheles aquasalis
Lineage: Eukaryota; Metazoa; Arthropoda; Insecta; Diptera; Culicidae
Gene: Mesh1
Product: Metazoan SpoT homolog-1
Molecular function (GO): guanosine-3',5'-bis(diphosphate) 3'-diphosphatase activity
Source: RefSeq, a predicted model, not a curated record